Molecule: messenger RNA, 5288 nt
Organism: Trichoplusia ni (cabbage looper)
Lineage: Eukaryota; Metazoa; Arthropoda; Insecta; Lepidoptera; Noctuidae
Gene: sprt
Exons: 11
Coding region: 2391-4847 (818 amino acids)
Molecular function (GO): protein binding
Source: RefSeq, a predicted model, not a curated record
UCAAAACAUUUUAUCGGGAAGUUAGCAACCCCAAUUUACAUGUACAUGUGACAUACUUGCAUGUUUAAAUUGGCUAAAAACGUUUGGGAGUCAGCUGCACAAUCAUCAUAUCAAUUUCAUUAAUUACAGAAUGAAAAAUCGUGGCGUCAAUCAAUCUAUCAGCACUUUCUACAAUACUUAGAAUUAAUUGAAACAUAAAUGUUUCAAACUAGACCUGAAAUUGCCUGAAACUGGUUGUGACAUCCGGAAACAAUUACAAAAUUUAGUGAUAAUCAUUAAAACGCACAUUCAUUUAAAUGAGUAUGCUUAAGUAUCUAAUAAACAUACAUUUUUAAAGGUAGGUACCGUCUUCUAAAAAACAAACGGUUUUUGGAUGAUUGUAUUUCGGUAAACGCGGAAAGGUACUAAUUGAGUUGGAUCUUUUGACUCGCAAGUAGAUUACUGAAGAUUAAAGCAUUAUUGAUUACCACAUCGUUUUAUUAAUAAAAAAUAUUCAUAUCUUAAAUAUAUUGCCAGCCAUUAUUAUCGGGUUACAAUGUUGGCCUAUAUUUUAGGCCAGAUUAACUUGAUAAGACAAGGAAUAAACAAAAAGUAGUUACAUCCAAAUAUAAUGAAAAAAAACAACAGUUUCUUCUUAUAAUUCCCCGCGGAGCACAUCUGAUAAGAUUUGAUAUGCCCCAGACAACAAGGGCUACAUAUUUAUAAGAUGAGCUUGUCCCAUGCGGCAUGGGCCAUGAGUCAGCUCAGACAAUGAUCUGUCAAGUAAUUUCACGCGGCACGCUUGCUAAUCGAAUCUCUAAUAUCAAAUACAAUGCCCUCUUCCUCGAACAGAAGUAGUAAGGUAUUUAAACACCUUUUUUAUUGACUGUAUAAGUUCUAAAAUUAUUGGCUCCAACGAAUCUUACUCACAGGUUUUGCUGAAUCAAGUGUGACGAUGUUCCCCUGGCCCCUCUCCUACUUGAUGUUGCGGCUCCGCAGAUAGGAGCUUCUUUGCUAGAUAUCGGUAGCUUAACAAGGGAGGGGUGCGGAACUCCGGUAAAUCACCGGAGCUAUGUUUAGGCCGGUGAAAGUUAAUGAGGAUUUCCCGGGUGAAAAAAGAAAGCCUACCAAGACCUCUUAAGGAAAAACUAAAACGUAGACACAGCUGAAAGAGACAUGCGGGCGACAUUACAGCACUGAGAAGUCCACAAAAAAUUAGCGAGCUGUCGAUCUUUUGCAGGAUGCUUAAUUGCAAUUUAGGACGGAUUAGGUUAUUAUAUAUCUAUAUUAUAUACCUAUAUUUAUCAAGUUUUUGAAGUUUAACAGCUUUUGCCUUAGUUGUUUAAUUAUGUAAAGAUGAUGCUAUUAAAUAUUUUUUUGCAUGGUACACAGGUUUUGCGUGUUAGACUCAAAUUCUCUCAUGAAUAAUGCUGCCAGGUUUUUAGAUGACAUGUUAUAAGUUUCUUAAAAAUUUUAGCCCAGUCACGCAGGCUGGUUUUAUUGAGGAAAAAUGUUGUUCCAUUUUUCCCUUUUCACAUAGAUCUGCACCUACGUAACAUCAAAGCUUUGAAACAAUAUUGAUGCCAAGUGUAGUAUGUAUAUUCACAUUUUGAAAAUACUCGAACUAUAAGUCAGGUGUCGGGUUAAAACGGGCGAAGGGCGGCGAGCGUGCGAUGAAAACAAGAGGCGCACGCGCACCCGAGCGACGCGCGGGAUCCGGCCCUCGCGGGGUCACUUGUAGACCAGGAUAUAAAACAGCUUUCUUACAACCAUCGAAUACUAUUAUUUACUUAUUUUUUGGGGUUUUUUAGUACGUACAAGUAAAAUACGCAAUACCUAUUUGAUUCUAAUAGGUGUAACAAAGGGAUACUGCAUGCUCUACCCAGUAGUAAUGUGGCUCUGUCGAGGAGUGAUAGGCAGUCUCUUUAAUUAAAAAAAUACUUAAUCCGACUUUUCGAAAUAUGUACCACUGAUGCAAUAGCAAUUAAGUCAGCUAGCCACGGCUAGGAUAGUUCAAUAUUUGCAAUAUGAACUGUUCUAAUAUAUUACAUACGUUCAACAAAGCAUUGUGAUCUCAUAACAAGCUGUAACAAUACUUCCCAUUGUGUGCAUUGUAUUUGGAAAACCAAAGUGGAGUCCUGAGGAAGUAUAAACAGAUGAGGUGUGGGCAGGUCCCUGUCUCCUGGCGCGGCCGGGCCGGGGCCGCGGGCCGUCGCGCCAGUCGCACCGCGUCCUCGCGCCGCGCCGCACGCGUCACGUGACACCCGCACAGAUCGCUGCUCACUCCGCGUUGACUCUCGUUGUUUGUGUUGUGUGUGACAAUGAGUGUUGUUUGUGUUUACCACUGAUUGCGCGCGGAUUUAUUUUUGUUCUGGUUUUCAUUGAUCACAUGUGUUUAGCAGCGGCGCGCCAUGUCUGCGGUGAUGAGCACUCUGUCCAUGAUCAGCGGCACCCGGCGCGCGCACCGCAAGCUCGGAUGCAGCGGCCGCAAGUCGGGGCAGUUCUCGGACGCCGGCGAGGACCGCUCCCGCAGCCACCAUGACCUCAACAAUCAGCAGCGGUCAGCCUCACUGCAAACCCUGGAGGCGGGUGGCGGCGGGGUCACCAACCUCGAGAGCCUGGAGGCCAAGAUGGCGAGCAUCGAGGUGUCGCUGGCAGGGUCGCGGCGUCGCAGCGCGGGCGCACGUGACGUCACACGCGAGCUUGAUGCGCUGCGCACUGCGCUCACCGACAAAGACACCCUCAUACAGAGUCUUAAGAAGCAGCUGAGCGCGUCCCUGAGCGCGGCGCGGCUGGCGGCGCAGGCGUCGCCCACCGCGUCGCGCGCCAGCUCGCACGAGGAGCAGGCCGCGCUGUCGGCGGACGAGCGCCGCGCGCUGGACGAGCGCGCCGCCGCCGUGCGCGCUGACCUCGACACCAGGAAGGCCAACAUACAGGAGCUGAGGAGGCGGCUCGAGAAGACACAUGUCACUGAGAACAUCGACACGCGGAUCCAGCAGGCGGAGCUGCAGUACAAGCUGGGGCGCGAGGAGCUGGAGCUGCUGACGCUGAGCGAGCAGGCGCGCGCGCUGGCGCAGCUCAUCGAGCAGGCCGACGCUGCUGCCAACAGGAACCACCGCGCCACUAUCUACAGUGUGGUGCGUGACUGCGGCGGGUGCGCGACGCUGGUGACGGCGGAGGUGCGCGAGGGCUCGUGGGGCGCAGCGCCGCGCGGCGCCGGCCUGCUGGUGGAGUGGCCCGGAGACAACACCUGCCUCAAGCAGGGAGACAGGUUAAUAGAAGUGAACGGCACCCCGAUGCUGGGCUGUCGCAGCCAGGAGGAGCUGCAGCGCGCCACCAGCGCCGCCAGCCCCGCGCGGCUGGUGCUGCUGCGGCACGCCACGCAGCCCGCGCACACUACACUCUCCAACGGCUUCACACAGAACGAAGCAGCGUCGCUGAGGGCCGAGCUGGGGGCACUAAGAUCAGCAGCCGAGGACGCGGAGAAGGCGAAGGAAGGUCUCCGCUCCGACAACACGCGCCUCACACACCGCAUCUCCUACCUCGAGGAACAGGUCGCUGAACUCCUCAGCAGGCACACACAGCUGCACUCCGUGAGCAGCAACGACAGCUGUAUAACAGUAAACAAAACUAAGAAAAACGUGACCAACAUCAAUAUCACGACAGAACCACAGUCCAAACCCAGCCCCAAGUCUGAAGUGCAAGUCUUCCAGAAAGGCCCGGACAUCACCGCCAUCGUGGCCAAACUACCGGGAUUAGACGGGUGUGAGUCCAACUUGCCAAUGAUACGGCCAAGAUCCAACGCUUCAGGAGCAUCGUCCAGAGCAGCUAUAUCUCCAAGAGCAUCGCCACCCCUAAAUCAUAGAUCACACAGCUCCCACAGCUUAGAGCAUAAAGCAGAGCGCAUGCGUCACUCGCUGUCACAUCACUGUAUACACGGGGGCAUAGACUACAGCGCGGAAACAGACGCAGCGAUACGCAUGAUCGAGAGGAACCAAAGACACAUAGAGAAACAGCGAAUGAAGAACGAGAGACUCAGCAGAUCCAAAUGUGAGGAAUACUUUAGAUCAGACAGCGACCUGGACAUGCGCGACACACACUCCUCGGUCAGUGCCGACCCCAGACAUUAUGAAAUAAAGAAAGCUGCAGACAGGAUAGAAGAAAGUAUCAAAAAGACAAACUGGGCGGAAAGAAAAACUUUGUCAAUAAUAGAACAACUGAAACGGUCCCAACGGUUACGAAAACUAAAGAAGAACGAGAGUUCGGAAGAUGUUCAACUAGAAUCCGAACGACACUACAUGUAUCAUAGAAUAGACGGAAAAGUUUUAGAAAACGCUUGCAAGUCCAGCCGGAGAACUUCGAAGCUGCACUCUAGAAGUGCCAAGUCUUCAGAAUUUGAAUCGGAGUCUGAUUUUCCGAACGGAGAUAUGUAUAGCAGCUCGCCGAGGAUAGACUACGGAUCCGAGACAGGUUCCAGAAUGAGUCAUUACAAAAAGAACGAAGAGCGGAAAGACAGUGAUGUCAAGUCGCGACCGACACCUCCGAGGAAGCCACUGCGACUGUCGCUUCAUAAAGCUAGAAGUGCCCAUUCCUUGAUAAAUGGCAGUGAAUCUGAAACGCCGAGCAGACCGGCUUCCGAGGCCAAGCAAGCUGAGCCCGAGUGUAAUAAAAGGCCUGUGAAGAGGACCCAUGCGGCGGACAAGUGGGCGCGGGAGAGGAUCCGCGACGCCGGGCGAGCGACGCCCCGUCCCGCCAGGAAACACCUGAACGGGCUCAGCGCCUGCGAGGCGCCGGCCGCGGACGACCUGUACCCCGAGAACACUCACAUGCCUGUUAGAAUUAAUGGAAGGACUGGCAAAUGGUGUUAGCACCUGACGAGCACAAGUACCCCGAGAUAUCCUUGUCUGAAUAAAAGUUUUUUUUUGUAAUAAAUAGCCGAUAUGAGGCUAUGAACAAAUUAUACUAAAAUAAGGUCGAUUAUUUGAUCAAAAAUCCGGCUGUAUCGCAAAUAAUAAUACGUUGUGCCAAAUCAACAUUAGGUCAAAGUUAGAAAACCCAAUUGACAAACAAUAUCCAACCAAUCAAAUACUUUGGAGCAAUAGGUAAUCUAGAGACACCCAUAGUAGUGUAAAUAAUGUAUAGUAGGUAUAUUAAUAUGACAGUAGACGUACGAUUGAAACAGAUCAUUGUAAAUAGGCACUACGUUAGCACCCACCGCGUAAUACUCACCUAACUGUAACGUAUUUAUUUAAGACAUAGCUGUAAGUUGCUGCGAUGUAUAAAAGACAAUAAACAUACUAUGCAUUUCA